UCGGAUUUGUGUCAUGUCUCGGCAUGUUCACGUAUCCUGUGUGCUCGCUGCUGCUACUGCUCACCGGGUCCACGUGUUGGCAAAGAUGUAAAUUCACGAAGUGUCAUGUCAGCUUUACCCUGGAGACACCUCGUUUUUAGCCCUGGUGGUGAGGAUCAGAAUAUUUCGGAAAGGACCAACACAAAAACAACCAUGAUUUCCCAGCAAGCAAAUGGACGUAAGCGGAGGAAAAAGAGCAAAAGGAAAGAUCAUGCCGUGGAAACUCAUGAAACGAAGUGUGAUCAAAGAGCGAAAAAAAGAAAAUUAAACGAUAUUCUGGAAAAUAAAGAUCAAUGUGUUAGACCUAGUGAUGUUUUGAACUCUUUAUUAGAACAGGGAAAUGAUUUACAAAUCAAAAGACCCAGAAAUAACCCACAUAGGACUGAAGAAGCGAAGUCUGCACUAUUUCUCAAUGACAGCUGGGAGGUUGACAGUGGCUUUUCAUCAGGGAUCAGUCCAUCCACCAGUGGAAGGAGUUCACCAUGUGUGGGAAUCGAUCAUUUAAAUAUUAUAGCCAUGGACUGUGAAAUGGUGGGCACCGGGCCUGGUGGCAAGUGUAGUGAGGUGGCACGCUGCAGUAUUGUAGAUUAUUAUGGUCGUGUUGUUUAUGACAAAUAUAUUUUGCCUCAGCAUCCAGUCACAAAUUAUCGCACGAGAUGGAGUGGCAUAAGGAAACAUCAUUUAGCGCAAGCAUUACCUUUUGAGGAUGCUCGUAAUGAGAUCCUUGACAUCAUAAAAGGCAAGAUUACUAUUGGUCAUUCCCUGUAUAAUGACCUUAAGGUUUUGGACAUCUCCAUCCCUACACACAUGGUUAGAGACACCUGCUCCUGCAGUCUGCUAAAUGAGUUGUUUGAUGCCUGUGAUGGGUGCAACAUCUCUUUGAAGAAACUGACUAAGAAGCUACUUAGUAGGACCAUACAGGUUGGCAGAAUGGGCCACUGCUCCAUAGAGGAUGCUCGUGCUACAUUGGACUUGUACAAACUGGUGGAGGACCAGUGGGAAAAAGACUUGUCCCAAGAUUCAAUAGACCAUACCUCAAACCCCAACGACUCCCUGGAACACUACAUGCAGGACCAGUAUUGGCCGGAAUCUGUGAUGGAUUGCAGUAUAUAACAUAAGCCCCAGAUUUAGGGCUGUGAAUUGUAUUUCAUUUCGUAUGUUAUUUAAACAUUAUUUAAUAUAUUUUACACACCAGACUUGACAUGUUAACAUUCAUUACUGCCAGAUUACUGUGGAAACACAGUGAAACUCAGGUUGGACAACAAAAUAUUGCACAUGAAACUAUUUAAAGAGCGUGUGAUUAUGGUAAUCAUAUGGAUACUUUUUAACUUUGUAAAAGUUAAUGUUCAUUUAGGAUUUUGAGAGCAUAAACUUUUAAAUAGUUCUGUUAGUUUGAACUUAUUCAAGUGUUUACAAACAACUCAAGUGUUUAUUUUAAGGAAUAACUUAAACAAAAUUGUAUGUUUGUAAGGUUACUUUUGUCAAGAUGUAAUGUUAAAUAAUGUUAAAUUGCUGCUGCUUACAAGUUGUGGAUAGCACUUACCCACUCCCAUAAUGUUACACUUACAGCCAUGAAAGGGAUUUUUGUGGUGUUUGGCUAUAAAAGUCUCAAUAAAAUAUUAUGAAUACAAAAGGAUUCAUCAUUGACCACUCACUAUAGUUCGUAACAGCAUUUCUGUAAGAUCCUAUAAUAACUAUGCUGUCAUGUUAUGCUGUAAUUGUUAACUGGAUCUCUGGUUUAAAGGAAAAUCAUAGGACAGGACUUGUUGAAACAAUGGCCAGAAUUGAGAAUAAA
Messenger RNA from Paramisgurnus dabryanus, 1834 nucleotides. It is a transcript of the gene isg20, whose product is annotated as interferon stimulated exonuclease gene. Lineage: Eukaryota; Metazoa; Chordata; Actinopteri; Cypriniformes; Cobitidae. The record is from RefSeq and is a predicted model, not a curated record. Gene Ontology annotation, molecular function: exonuclease activity; nucleic acid binding. Gene Ontology annotation, cellular component: nucleus.